CGUACGAGAGACGUGUAUCGUGUAUUCACUGCAGCUGAAAGAUUUUGAUUUUUAGUGAAUAUAUCUUUCCGUGAGUCCUACAUGGUCCGUGGAAGAAAUGCGUUGAAAGUUUAUAUUUGACAGUUAGACAACAAAUACAAGAAAUAACAUCUGAAACGUACAAUGAAUGAUUACAAAAUACCAAUAAUCGAGCCAACUAUCGAUUGUACGAAGGUACCACCAAUUAAUCAAAAAAGAACAAUUUCUUUCAUUAAUCAUUUUAUUGUACAUACUGUAACAUUUCUUAAUAAAUUUACCUUGUCCUGCGAAGAAAGAUUAUUAGAAUUUGAAUACAAAUUGCAAAGGAUAGAAGCCUCAUUAGAAAUUUUAGAAUCUUGGUUAUCAUCUGUCCCUGGUUUGGAACAAAAUCAAAGUACAAAAAAUGCUGUAGAAAAUAAUGAUAAUAAGCAGGAAGAAAAAAAUAUAUCUAAAAUAGAUGAAACUGAUAGUAACAAAGAAGAUAAAUUUGAAGAACAACAGAUAGAAAAUCAAGUCGUAAAUAGAGAUCCACGUUAUGAAAAAUAUUUAAAAAUGAUACAUUUUGGUGUACCAAAAGAAGCUGUUAAAUUAAAGAUGGAACAAGAAGGAUUGGAUUCGUCUAUUUUAGAGUAAGUGCUAUUUAAAAUGUUUUAAAAUUCACCUUUAUGGUAAAAUACAAUAAAAAAAUUAAUUAAUAUAUAUUGAAGUUUAAUAAAUGAAAUAAUGUCUAUGAAGUGUUCAUGCAUCAUUCAUUGAAGUAAUUAACAUCAUUGUUAUUUUUUAUAUUAACAGUGAUUCCCAGCAAAUAAUUUCUAAGCCGAAAUCUGCAGAUAAUGGUGAGAAUAAAGGAGAUUAAAUAUUUAGUUAUAUUCUUAUAUUAAAUACGUGAAAUAUUUUUACGUUAUAAAAUUUAGUUAAUAAAAUAAACAGUUAUACAAAUUUCAGGAAUUUAUUUCAUUUCUUAUUAAAUACAUAUAGAAAGUUAACACAUAAUUCCACCUUAGAACUGAAUCAUUUGUCCCUAGAAAAAGAAUAUUUCAUUUUAAUUUAUUUAGUAUUAAUUAAUUAAUAUGUAAAAUAUGUCAAAUACCUUUCUUUUUUUAUCGCCUCCUAAUUCAAAAUGUUUACAUCUUUUAAGAGGAAUUUGUUUCCUAUAUUUACAUUCUGUACAUUCCAUUCUUAAGACAAUCUUUUUGGUAGUUUUUGCCUACAUAAAAAAUAUAAAAUUAAUAUCAAAAUGAUAAUUAUAUCAAUGUUAUUGAUAUUAAAUAAUAAUAUUUAAAAAAUUACCUUUUUUCUGAAUAUAGGUUUGGUUUGUCCACCAAAGCCUUGCUGUUUACGGUCGUAACGUCUCCUACCUUGUGAUGCAUGACGUUCUUUGCUUUUUUUAUAUUGUGUUACUUUAUGGGGUUUAUGUACUUUGCACUUUUUACAAAAAGUGCGUCUCUGCUUUGGUACAUUUACCUGAAAACAUUGCAAUAAAAGAUUAGAAUAUUACAGUAAUCAUUAUUUUUAAAUAUAUAAUUAAAAUGAAGCUUAAAUUAAUUCUUUAUUUCUACUAAUUUCAAAUUAUUUUUUUAUUUCUUUGUAAUACUGAUAAGUUUUAUAUUCAAUUUUAAAAAUAAUAAUAGAACUUGUUACUUUUGGAGGUUAUGUUAUUACUAUUACAAUUGUUUGA
Heterotrigona itama is the source of this 1696-nucleotide messenger RNA. The record is from the annotation of a GenBank genome assembly. Lineage: Eukaryota; Metazoa; Arthropoda; Insecta; Hymenoptera; Apidae.